AAAGAGAGGAGAUAGUCUUAAGUCUACGAGCACUGUUAAUAGUUCAAAAUUAUCGUAUUCACAUAAAUGUUCCAAGCAUCACCAUUCUUGUCAUAAAGAAGACGAACUUUGUUCGAAUAAGUUUAUUCAAAUUGUUAUUGUGAUAUUGGUGUUGAUUAUGGCUUUUUGUUUGGCGGCAAUAACGACCCUAUACUUGAUGGAAACAACGCGUCAAACGCAAUACAUACAGCCGAACAUUGAAAGAUCUCACAAAAAUUAUCCGACCAAAAGGCCGAUAAAAAUAACAAAAGCCCCUACGUGGACACCCACAUUGCCACCCUAUUAUCCGACAAGUGCAUAUAAAGAAGAAGAAGUAACAAAAAUAACGCUCGAUCCGACUUUGAUAAGUAUAAAGCCUAGUAUAAUAAUCGGAAGGCCUCAAGAUUGCAUAGCAGUAGAUCAGGAUCUUGAAAAUACAAAUCUUUGUCAGAUAUUCUGUUGUGCGAAUCCUCCACCGAGACAUUCUCAGGAAAUUCCUUCGUCACACUAUUCGGAAAAAAGGCUUACAAAUCCAAGCAGGAACAAAACGGGACCGUUAAUUAAUCUGGAGAAGAACAAAAUUUCCAAACCGUUCCAUUCGAAUGAUAUUGAUAAUAAACAGAUUAGACAAAAGCGGGACUCAUAUGGUGAUGAUUCGAACUUUUUCGAUAUAGGUGAAGAUGACCAAAUGUUUACUAUAAUAUUACACGGUAGGAAUUUUAACACUACCUUAACGCCCAAGUAUAAAGAAGAAACAAAUUCUCCAUACAAUAUUUCCUAUUCAGUUCCAAUAUCAAAAUAUAUGCCGGAUGAAUUUAUUAAUUUAAUUUUUAGGUCCAGUCAAACAAAUAUAAAAGAAAUUGAACAUUGCUACAACGAUUUCAAGCAACAUGAAUGCCCUUUUGUUAGUUCGCAGGCCUACUAUGACGACAAGAUGAAAAUAAGGCAUAAAGUUAAUGAGAAUAGUGCUAGUCAACUUAUCGGAUAUCAAAGUAUCGUUUUCGAAGUUGACAUGAUUGACUAUCAAUCGAAAGUGAUGACGUACAGAGCAUCUCUUAAACCUAAUUUGAACAUUUGCAAACUGGCCUUGUCCAAAUUGGGAUUAGAUUAUGUAGAAUAUAAUUUUCAUUUUUAUAGACACUGUGAUGAAUAAGAUCUUUAUAUUUUUCUUUAUUAAUUUUAGCAAUAUUGGUAAUGUUAGUUAUAGUCGAACAAAAAACUCAUGACAAGUUUUAUGUAAAUUUUGAUUUGUAUAGAAAUACGUUAAGGGUGUGUAUAGCAUGAUUUAUAGUUUCACUAGAAAAUAGUGUAAUUAUAUCCAUAUUUUUAUUGUUAGAUAUUGAUUUUGUGAAUUAUUGAAAAAGUCAUUAUAGUAUUCCACUGACUUAAUUAAUAAUCCCUUACUGUAGAAUAUAAACAUAAUAAAACCAACACUUAGUAAUCACUUGUGAAGUCAGUCAAUUCUGGUAUAUUUGAUAACCAUCACAAUGAUACUGUAAUGAUAAUUAUUUUCGCGGUUAUAUAAUUGUUCUUAUAUUAAAAAAAAUGCAGCUAAGACUGACUCUCCAUAUCAAAAACAGAUCUAAUUAGUAAUGAUUGAGACCGUCUAGGAAAAAUCGAAAAAUCCAACAGUAGUUCAUUCCUCCAAAUCCGGUUUAGAGUCCCACGGAAGGCGUUCUAGAUAAUUCGAAUGGAUGUGGUGACGUAUCUCCUGC
Messenger RNA from Diabrotica balteata, 1733 nucleotides. Lineage: Eukaryota; Metazoa; Arthropoda; Insecta; Coleoptera; Chrysomelidae. The record is from the annotation of a GenBank genome assembly.